This is a messenger RNA of Poeciliopsis prolifica (blackstripe livebearer), 5112 nucleotides long. RefSeq names its product regulator of G-protein signaling 6-like. The transcript is spliced from 17 exons. Bases 392 to 1873 code for a protein of 493 amino acids. The record is from RefSeq and is a predicted model, not a curated record. Gene Ontology annotation, biological process: intracellular signal transduction; G protein-coupled receptor signaling pathway; regulation of G protein-coupled receptor signaling pathway. NCBI's taxonomy places the organism in Eukaryota, Metazoa, Chordata, Actinopteri, Cyprinodontiformes, Poeciliidae.
UCUCACACACUCACUCUUUUGCUCUCGCUCACAUGCAGACCGAGGGAGAGGAGGGGAUGAACGAGGUGCACACAUGUGAGGAUCUCCUCAACUGCCAGAGCAAGGCAGGACUGGCUACGAGAGAAGACGAAGAGGAGGAGGAGGAAGAGGAGGUCUAGAGGAAUACUGCAGUGGCCAUUCAGCUUCCUUUUCUUCAGAGUUCUCACUCUCCAUCUCUCUUUGCUUCACUGCUUUCAUCCCCCCCUUCCCACCGCUCUGUCUUCUUCAUCCACUCUUUCCUACUGCUAGCUACACCAUGAAGCCGCCUGCUGCUUGUUGCUAAGGGGGCAGCCAACCAGGGGGAGCAGAGUGAACCAGGCGUUAUUUUUGUGUUUUCAAGGCCUUACUGAAAAUGGCAGAGGGGUCCAAAGAUCAGGGAGGAACUGGUACCGCAGAACCAGAGGAAGACUCCCCCAAUAUGAUUGUCUACAGAAAGAUGGAAGACAUUGUUACACGAAUACAAGAUGAGAAAGCAGGAGGAGUUGCCAUCCGGACCGUUAAAAGCUUCCUCUCAAAGAUCCCGAGUGUGGUAUCAGGGGCAGACAUUAUUCAGUGGCUGAUGAAAAACCUCUCCAUUGAGGAUCCAGCUGAAGCCAUCCACCUCGGUAGUCUAAUAGCAGCCCAUGGCUACAUCUUUCCCAUCUCUGACCACGUCCUGACCUUAAAGGAUGACGGAACCCACUACCGCUUUCAGUCUCCAUACUUCUGGCCUUCAAACUGCUGGGAACCCGAGAACACAGACUAUGCCAUUUACCUGUGCAAACGCACCAUGCAGAAUAAAGCCAGACUCGAGCUUGCAGACUACGAAGCAGAGAACCUCGCUCGGCUGCAGAGGGCUUUCGCCAGAAAGUGGGAAUUCAUCUUCAUGCAAGCUGAGGCUCAAGUCAAGAUCGACAGAAAGAAGGACAAGGCAGAGAGGAAGAUCCUUGACAGCCAGGAGAGGGCGUUCUGGGAUGUUCAUCGACCGGUGCCAGGCUGCGUCAAUACCACGGAGAUGGACAUCCGCAAGUGUCGAAGAGAGAAGAACCCACACAGGGUGAAAAAGUCGGUCUAUGGAGUACCAGAUGAUGGCCAGAGCCAACCAAGUCCAAUCCACAUCAGUUCCCAGCCGAGCAGGAAGCCCACCAAAGAGGAUGUCCAGAAGGAGAUAACCUUUUUGAACAUCCAGCUUGACAGACACUGUAUGAAGGUCUCCAAAGUGGCCGACAGCCUGAUGACCUACACAGAGCAGUUCAUGGAAUAUGACCCCUUUGUAUCAGGCGUGGAGCCCUCGAAUCCAUGGAUUAGUGACGACGCCACCUUCUGGGACAUGGAGGCAAGCCGUGAGCCCAGUCAGCAACGGGUAAAGAAGUGGGGCUUCUCCCUGGAGGAGGCGCUGAAGGAUCCAGUGGGACGGGACCAGUUCCUGAAGUUCCUGGAGUCAGAGUUCAGCUCAGAGAACCUUCGGUUCUGGUUAGCGGUGCAAGAUCUGAAGCGACGGCCACUCCAGGAGGUUUCCACCAGGGCCCAAGAGAUCUGGCAGGAGUUUUUGGCCGAGGGAGCGCCAAGCUCCAUCAACCUGGACUCUCACAGCUACGAGCGGACCAGCCAGAACCUCAAAGACCCCGGGCGAUACAGCUAUGAAGACGCUCAGGAGCACAUAUUCAAGCUCAUGAAAAGUGACAGCUAUGCACGCUUUUUGCGAUCCAACAUCUACCAAGAUCUCCUGUCAGCCAGAAAAAAGCAGCCAGCAGACACUGAACAAGGUCGUCGCACCUCCUUGGAGAAGUUCACCCGCAGCGUGGGGAAGUCUUUGACGGGAAAGCGUCUGACAGGCCUUAUGCAGUCAUCCUGACACCGCCUGUCCUGGAGAGCCACGACCAGACCCUGCAGGUGGGCCGGCAGCCACACAGGGGCCAGGGCAGGGGAGCAAACAGCGGAGCCGGGGUGCACAGGGCUGCUGCGGAGGCUCUCGGACACUGCUUCGAGGUCUGCUGCUGUUCUGCUGCUGCAGUGCUGGGUCUACUGGGCCGAACCACCCAAACAGAACCCCUGCGGAAGAGACGAUGCCUACAAGACGAUCCUCAGCUAACGAAUCACACGGCAUGCGGUGUAAAAGAAUAAGCACAUUCAAACUAAUACUGCUCUUUCUUUGUCAUCUGGAGGGCAAACGGUUGUCUGGCUUGACUUGGCUUAUUAAUUUUAUUGUUUUCAUAUUCUUUUAUUUGUGUUUUCCACAACACUUUGAGGUCAUAAGUGUUAAAAGGAGGUGUGCAUCUGUUCUCACAAGGCAGUCAGCAAUAAAAACAAACAAAUCUGAAACAUUAAAGAAAAGUCCACUCAGCUUCUUUUGAUAUCUGCAAAACAUCUAUCAUAAUGUCUUUAUUGAAGUAAGUAAGAAAAGUCUGGUGAUUAAUAAGAGUACAGAUCCCCCUUCAUAUAUAAAGCAGAUUCUUCAAUCUUCAUUACAUUCCAAAAUCUGACAUAAGGGCUUAAUGUAGCAACCAAAAGGCACUGAUGCAUGUUUAAUCCCGAUGUCCUUGUUGAGUCACGUUUUAGCAGCACCGCUUUGUAAUGAGACCUGUGCCUAUAAGGUGGGUUUGGUUGACUGCUCGUAAACUUAACCAUCUCCAAAAGUCUGUUUGAAUACCUUAGAGGCCUAAAAGCGUGAUUCACUAGUACAGUUAAGUGAAACAUUGUGAUUUGAGCUAUUAGUGUUGACUCGGUUUGUAUGCCAUGCUGCGAGGGUCAGUGUUUUAGAAAAGUUUUCAGUGCCAUGGGAGCUUCCAUCUAGUGGUGUAUAAACCAGAGGACUCCACUGUGCUGUGAAUACAUCAUGUUAAAAGCUGAUACAGGUGCAUUUAAAUAAGUUUGAACAUAAUGAAAAAUUAAAUAUAUCUAAGUAAUUCAGUCCAACCUAACUGGAGAAUGAGGCAGAAUACAUGAAGCAUGGGACAUCAUAGCCCUUGCAUGUCCUAAUCAUGCUUUUAGGCAAAUAACAUGUGACCAAAGAACCAUAAUACCACCACUGUCACAGUGAUUCUCUAGUUUGAACAUUUCUGAAACAGGCUAACUGUAGCCGGUGCUCUUUGUAAGCCUGUUUGUCUCAUCAGUGUUAGUCGAGGCUGCCUCUUGCCCAUAGAGCACUGACUGCAAGUUGUCCUGUGCUCUUCCUGUGAGCUUCCUGUUUCAGAAAUUAGCAUCAAGCUAAAGCACUCGCAGCAAAAGUCAGCCAAUGGUGUGAUAUCUUAUGUUACAUGUGUGGUACCGAGUGACAGACUGGCUGGAAACUUGUUUGUAGAUUCAUUACACACAGAUAUUCAUUUUAAGUAUUUAUUUUUAUUAAUUUGAUUGGUUAUUCUCGAUCGCCAGUGAAAUCCCAAAUUUCACUUUCUCUCAAAUUAAAUAUUUGAACAGUAUUUUUAGAACAAAUUUUUGAAAAUGGUUCUUAUAACACAGUAUCUGCUUCCAUUACUUAGUCUGGGGUACUUUAGCAUAAAUUACUCAAUCAAUGAAGCAAGCAUGGAAGUAAUCAGCCGCUGGAGUUAGGUACCUCAGCUUGUUUUGAUAGCAGCCUUUAUCUUGUCUGUAUUGUUGGCUGUAGUGUCUCUCAUCUUCAUCUUGAUAAUAGAGAAGACGAUUCUGUAUUAAAUUUAAGUUAGUCCUGUUGGCUGAGAUAUAAAACAACAUCUCCUUAAAACUAGUCAGAAAAUGGAAACAUUAAAAAUGUCCUUGCGGACACAUUCACUUAUUGAAGUGGGCGAACAACAGGACAUGACAUAGCUCCCCAAGUCCUCACUGGCUGUGGAAACUUCACUAUUGUGAACUUUUCAACUUGGAUUGUGUGACUUCACUCUAAAUUUACUUUAACCAUGAAGGAGGACUUUGGCUUCCUGAGCCCAGAUUUUCAUCCUUAGCUCAGAUAAGACACUUCUGAAAUUGCCUGUGGUUGACAACUGGCUUGAAAGUUGCGGCUUAUGUCCUGGGUUCAUCUGUGUGUGAUGGCUCUCAAAACACAAACUUCGUCUUAAGAAUCUUCUCCAAAUCCUUGAAUCGGCAUUGCUUCAUUGUUCCAGUUAUCACUGUUCUCAAUCAAAUAUUUUCCUUCCACUUAACUUUCUAUCAAUGGUAUUUAACUCCACACUUUCCUCAUUGUGCACGCUAUCAAUAACUGCCUAAUGGAUAAUAAUCAUGUCAGCAUUCUUCUCUAUGACUGAGUGGGCAAUAAAAUAACAUUUCAGUCUUUUUUUUUAAAUCCUCUUUUGAACUUUUUGAACUUGGUUUUAUGAUAACUCGUAAUCUUAACAGAAACAAAGAUCUGUGUGUAAUGAAUCUAUUCUGAUUAUAUUCUAAUUAUAUUCCUUGAUGACUUGCUGCCCUGUGAGGGACAUCUUCUGUUUCUUUGCACGGAUAUAUUUAUUAUUCUCUGAAACAACUGCCCAUUUUUAUUUCUCUCUGUCUGAUAACUGUUGAGUGUUUGUCAUGUGGAAAAUGGUGCAUGUUGGAGCACGAUGAAGUGCAGGGGACUGAGCCGGAGCAGGACUCACUAAUGAAUGGACAUCUGAAAUCUGAAAUGGACUGAAGAGGAAUUGAGGCCCCUUUGCUCCAUUGUGGCUGCUGCCUUCUUCUACACACAAGAAGUGCUGGGACACAGCUCCCCCCAGAGGCCACUGACUGCAACAGUGAAAAACUAGAAGGCGCCGUUGACUAAGUCUCAUCGGUUAUUUUUUAGUAGUCAUUGCAAUGCACUGUACAAGUCAUGACGCUAAUUAUUCCUAUUAACCUAACCCAGUAACCUCCUAAAUGUAAGGUAGAGAGAUGCUUGAGUCGAGUCUAUGUACCAAAUGUUAUCCUCAGCACAAACAUGGUGACACUGCGUGCCAAGUGCAUUGUAAAUUUAAACUGGUUACAUUUCAUUAUUGGAAAGCACACUUUAGUAUGAUGCGAGCACAUUACUAUGCAUGUUACAUAUUCAGGGCAUUUUUGUGCUUUUAGUUUCUCGAUCAGCAAGACAACUACUGGCACUCUAAAACACUCGAAGCACUUGUUAUCUGUUCAUGGGUACCAAAUAAAAUCUCUGGACCUGAAAACCUC